UGUCAAAUAGAUGUUUAGAAAAUGUCUUUAAGAUGUUUAUGAUUAAUAAUGUAUGUAAAAGUGACAUCUUAAAGACGUCUAUCAGAUGUUUGUGAACAGUAGAUUCUUUCCAGAUGAAGUGAUCUUUAACAGACAUCUUGCAGACGUACGUGUGCUCUGAUGCUGAUACUAUGAGCACGGGUGAACCGAGGACUUGAAUGAGGGGGUGAAUUUGAGGAAAUGUACAUUUAUUUAAUAACACAUAAAUGUACUGGAAUAUGCAUAGUAAUCAAACAACAUUUUUAUUAGAACAUGUAACAACUGUUCAGUCAAAACAUGUAUACCGAUGUCAUCUGCCUUGAUGAAAGCAGUUCAGUAUCAGGUUUGUACCGUAAGGUUUUGGAGACAUAAUUCAAGCCUCAUGGACUGUUUGUUAAUACAUAAUAGUUGUUCAUUAUUUAAUACUAUUUGUUACAGUUUGGCUCAUAACUGCAACAAAAAGGGCGAUCACAAAAUAUUUACAGUUGCAAAACAUUUAUUUAUCACAAGGUUCUAGGGGAAAACAUAAUGAAAUAUAAAAAAUAAAGAAGACAAAAACUAGUUCAAUCAUGGCCACGAGGUAGAUGGGUCAAACCAGGAUCUCAUGAUGGUGGAGGUGUUCAAAUACAAGAGCAUCUGCCAUGAGCUCAUUCCUGCUAAACGCAAGAGAAGAACAAAGAGCAUCGAACAACCCCACAGCUCUACUGGUUACUGAACAGGAACUUAAAUACCCACAGCCCAUCCAGACCAGGUGUUCACAAUAACACAAUCACAGACGGACAGUGAUGGAUAACAGAUAGAAAGCAAAACCAAACCAAAAGAGAAUAACAUGGUAAGACCUUGACACUAUUAUUUAGGAUGUGCUCCAUUUAUUUAUGUAUUGCUUCCUUAUUUUUCCAAGGAAUCGAUGAAAGUGACGUGGACUCUGAUAUGGUCGGUUCAUGUACUUUUCAUUUUUCCUUUUUUAACUAUGACUAGAUAACAACAAUUUCAUUAAAAAAAAAAAAAAACCAACAACAUUUUGAACAAAAAGCUGAGAAAACCGUGUUUUUGUCAGAGUCUUUGUCCAGAUGGGAUUCAGAAUGAUGAUCAAACAUGGAGUAGAUUGAGUCCAUCAACAACUCAAAGCUUCACAAUCGUUUCCUCUUCAUGAGUUCAACAUUUGAUUCUGUAGCAUUUGGCAGUUUUUAAUUAUAUACUGUUGAAUGUCUGAUGAUUGUGUUAUUUUACUUGUGUGUAAAGAACUUCUAUCUGCUUCUUCUGGUUUAUGCAGGUCUUCUUCUUUGCUUGUUUUUGGAUCUGGAGAUCCUCCACUCUUUCUGAUUCAUACGAUCACUCUCUCUCGUCAUUAUUUGUCUCCCUGCCGCUGACCACAAGCAACAGACUAAACCUCUUACUUCUGGUUGCAAACUUCCGGCUUUAGUAGCAGAAACUUCCUUCUGUGUAAGUAUUGAGCAAUAGAUGCAAGACAUGGGCAUGAAUAGCAUGUUUAAAGUGUGAUAUUCUUGCUCACUGUACGUGUCACUUGCUCUUCCAGCAAUCUGAUAAUGCUGUGAGAACUAACUGAUCCAGCCCUAAAGCUUCAGUGGAUUACAGCAGUAAAUCCAGUGAAUCCAGCGGGAGGAAAAUGCUGUCGUGUUUGAAAACAUGCCUCUGAUUGGGAGCAUUAAAUAGCAAAUGUAUAUGGGUCAUUCUACAGAAUUGGUGCAAAGUCAGACGUUGGAAAAUAUAUAUUUUUGCUAUUUAAAAAAAAAAAAAAAAAGUUUUCACAAGUAAAUCAAUAACAAUUACAAUUUUAACUAUAUUUCAAGUGUAAUUUAUGAGAUUUGUUGUAUUUUGAAUCCAGUCUUUCUUUGUAAAAGUCAUAAAGUUUAUCAUACUGAUUUCAAAGUGAAGGAUUCAUUAGUUUGAAUAUACAUUGAGCCAAACACUAUAAUAACAUCUUAGCUGAUCAUUCAGUAUACUUUAUUUUUGACAAAACAUCUCAUGUUUCAGUCAUGACUGCACAUUUUUGGUAGUGACAGUAAUGUGUUGGUAGUGACCACAUCACAUUACACAAUUUAACUCACAUACUAAAACAUAUUAAAACAUUAAAAUACUAAUGAUUUGCAUAACUGUACUAAAAUUUUGUUUAUUUCCGUCAAACUAAAUGAUUAUGUGUUCCCUUUUGUCACUAUCAAAACAAUGAUGACAUGUUUCAGUCGUGACUGUUUCAGUAGUGGCAAUUUUAGAUACUUUUGAGCCACUCAAAGAUGAUAAUCAGCACAUGGUUAGCUAACACAGUUCUGAACAGUUGUACACACAUAAAAACAAAAUUUUAUGGAAGAACACUGUAAAAAGUUUGCUUAAUUGCAGAAAAAAGGUAUUUGUUAGUGACGUUCCUUAAAGUUACACAGAUUUUUUUUAGACUUUUGAACACAUUUAACUCAAAAUGAUGGACCUAUUUACAAUGAAAGAGAGGCAUGUAACAUGACAUGAAAAUUUGGGAACAACAAUGGAAAAAAUUGCAAAAAUUAUUUUAGUAUCAUUUUCACAAGUUGAAAUUUAGGGCUUAGGGUUCAGGACAGCCACCUCCCAAUUAAAGGUACCCAAUAAAUGAUGAUUUUAUAUAUAUUAAUCUUACUGAUAUUUUAAAUAUUAUUGUGGGAUUCAGCAGAUAAUUGAAGGAUCUUAGUAAACAUCUAAAAUUUGAAUACUUAAAUGCUUUUUAAAUGUGUUUUUUGGUUGUGGGACAGCAGUUUGCACCAAUUCUGUAGAAUGGACCAUAUAGUAUCUAUAAAUAUUCAGGCAAAUAUAUACAGUGACAGGAGAUUGAAUGUGUGUGCUGACGUCUGACUCUCAUUCUUCUGAUUCUUAUGUCUCUUCCUGUUUCACUUUACGGAAGUGAAAGAAAUUUCAGUUCAACACGACAGUUCAGAGGAGGAAAAAGGAAGAUCUACAAAUACUACAAAUAAUCUGUGAAGUGAGUCAGUGACAGAAGAUGACGUCUGUUCAAGACCAGCUUCUGGAGACACUGGAGGAUCUAGACAGUGAAAAACUGAAGAAGUUUCAAUGGAACUUAAAGAAUGAUGGUCUUGCUUCAACUGUUGAUCUGGAGAAGGCAGAUGCUAUUGACACAGUAAAUCAAAUAGUUUCACGCUGUGGACCAGAAGGAGCUGUGCAGAUUACACUGGAUAUCCUGAGAAAAAUGAAGGAAAACCAUCUGGCUGAACAGUUAGAGGACAUACUUAAAGAUCGAUGUAAAUGCUUGGAAACAGCAGAAAAACACAGAGUAAAACCAGGCUCAACUGCAGAUGAUGAUUUCACAAAGACCAGCCAUAAACUGAAAUACAAAUUAGAACAGGACUACAAGCGGAUAUUGGUUGCUAAUUCACAGAUGGGUGAGCAAGAAUACCUGAAUGAUAUUUACACUGAUUUAUAUGUGGUGGAGAAUGUGACUGGAGGAAGAGUGAAUGACCACGAGGUGAUACAGAUCGAAUCGAGUCACAAUGGAUUGACUGCCAAGGAAAAGCCAAUCGAGUGUAAUGACAUGUUUAAAGUCCAGCAUGACACGGGUCGACGAAACAGAAAAGUGCUGACAAUGGGGAUCGCAGGAGUGGGAAAAACUGUCGCUGUCAAUAAAUUCAUUCUUGACUGGGCUGAGGGAAAAGAAAAUCAAGAUAUAGCCUUAAUUUUCCCUUUGCCUUUUCGUCAGCUAAACCUGAUUACAGAGAACAGCAGUCUCAUGGGACUACUUCACGAAUACUUCUUUAGUGAUCCUAAAGAACUGCACUCUCUACCUGAAGGUGAUGGUAAGGUCUUGUUCAUUUUUGAUGGGCUGGAUGAAUGUCGCUUCAAUUUAAACUUUAAAGAGGGUGGCAGAUUUACAGAUGUUCACAAAAAAACAACAGUGGGUAAGAUAUUUACAAGCCUGAUAAAGAGACAUCUGGUUCCCUCUGCUCUCAUCUGGAUCACAUCCAGACCAGCAGCAUCCAGUCUGAUACCCCGAAACUACAUUGAUCAGGUGACUGAAGUGCGCGGAUUUAAUGAUGAGCAGAAAGAGCAAUACUUCAUCAAAAACAGCAGUUCUGAGGUUGCUGGAAACAUUAUCCAUCACAUCAGAAAAUCCAGGAGUCUGUACAUCAUGUGCCACAUUCCUGUCUUCUGCUGGAUCUCUCUCACUGUUCUUCAGCCUCUACUGGCUAGAGAGAGCAAUGACAAAACUCCCACAACUCUCACAGAGAUGUACACAAGCUUCUUAAUUUCUCAGCAACAACAGAUGGAAGAAAAAUACUGUGAUGAGCCUGAACCAAAAGCCAAUGCAAGGUCUUUUGAUCAGAUUAUUCUGAAGCUUGGAAAAUUAGCCUUUAAACAGCUGGAGAAAGGUCAACUGAUUUUCUACAAAAAAGAUCUUGAGAAAUGUGGACUAGAUGUCAAUGAAGGGUUGGUGUACUCUGGGUUAUGCACUCAGAUCUUUAAAAAGGAAAAGGUUGCAGCCAGAAACGUUUACAGCUUCGUACAUCUCAGCAUCCAGGAAUUCCUUGCUGCUCUAUAUGUGUUUUUUAUUAACAAAGACAAGAAAGCAAACCCAUUUCUUCAAUCCUGGAAAAAAAAAACACAGAAACUCUUCAAAAAGCCACUGUUUCAGCUUCAUAAGGCUGCGAUCAAGGCGGCUUUAGAAAGCAAGAAUGGACACCUGGAUCUUUUCCUCCGGUUCCUCCUGGGUCUCUCACUGGAGUCCAAUCAGACUGACCUACAGGAACUACUGCCAGGACUGGAACUGAAAACAGAAAAUGUUAAAGACACUGUUGACUAUAUCAAACAGAUGAUAGAGAUGGAGAAAUCAGUGGAAAGGACCAUCAAUCUCUUCUACUGUCUGAGUGAACUGCAAGAUGACUUUGUGGAGGAAAUCCAGAAGAAUCUGAACACAGGAGAACUUUCAGAACAUAAUCUCUCCUCUGCUCAGUGGUCUGCUCUGGUGUUUGUGCUCCUCAUGUCAGAAGAGACUCAAGAGAUGUUUGAACUGCAGAAAUACAGAGGAUCUGAUGAAGCAGUGAUGAGACUGCUGCCAGUGAUCAAAAACACCAGAAGAGCACUGCUACAGUGCUGUAAUCUCACUGCUCAGUGUUGUGAAAGUUUGUCUUCAGCUCUACAAUCCUCAUUCUCUUUCCUGAGAGAGCUGGACCUGAGUAACAAUGGCCUGCAGGAUUCAGGAGUGGAGCUUCUUUCUGAUGGACUGAAGAAUUCAAACUGUCAGCUGGAGAUACUCAGGUUGUCUGGCUGUAUGGUGACAGAGAAAGGCUGUCGUUAUGUGUCUUCAGCUCUGAGUUCAAACCCCUCACAUCUGAGAGAGCUGGAUCUGAGCUACAAUCAUCCAGGAGAUUCAGGAGUCAAGCUGCUCACUAAAAAACUGGAGGAUCCAAACUGCAAACUGGACAAACUCAAGCUACAGUGCUGUAAUCUCACUUUUCAGUGUUGUAAGAGUUUUUGUUCAGCUCUACAAUCCUCAAUCUCUUUCCUGAGAGAGCUGGACCUGAGUAACAAUGACCUGCAGGAUUCAGGAGUGGAGCUCCUUUCUGAUGGACUGAAGAGUCCAUACUGUCAUCUGGAAAUACUAAGGUUGUUUGGCUGUAUGGUGACAGAGAAAGGCUGUCAUUAUGUGUCUUCAGCUCUGAGUUCAAAGCCCUCACAUCUGAAAGAGCUGGAUCUGAGCUACAAUCAUCCAGGAGAUUCAGGAAUCAAGCUGCUCACUAAAAAACUGGAGGAUCCAAACUGCACACUGGAAAAACUCAAUGUGGAUCAUGGAGGAGAGAACAGGAUUACAGCAGGACUACAAAAAUAUUCCCUUCAGUUCACUCUGGAUCUGAACACAGCACAUAAAUAUCUUCAUCUGUCUGAGAGGAAUGGAGUGAUUACUUACACUGACACAGUCCAGCUGUAUCCUGAUCAUCCAGACAGAUUUGAUUAUUAUCAGCAGGUGUUGUGUAGAGAGAGUGUGUGUGGACGCUGUUACUGGGAGAUUGAGUGGAGAGGAUGUGUGGAUAUAUCAGUCUCAUAUAAGCGCAUCAGCAGGAAGGGACAGGGUGAUGAGUGUGUGUUUGGACGUAAUGAUCAGUCCUGGAGUUUGAUUUGCUUUCCUGACAGUUACUCAUUCAGACACAAUAACAGAGGGACUAAACUCCCUGUAGAGCCCAUCAGCAGUAGAAUAGGAGUGUAUGUGGAUCACAGUGCAGGAACUCUGUCCUUCUACAGCAUCUCUGGAGACACAAUGAGCCUCAUCCACACAGUCCAGACCACAUUCACUCACACGCUCUAUCCUGGGUUUUAUGUUUAUAAUGGAUCAUCAGUGAAACUGUGUUAAUGAAUCGAGAUAGACUGUAGAGAGAUUCUACCCAUAAUGAUUUGAGCUCAUGAUGAAUCAGUGACUGUCACAUGCUGGCUUGACUAGAUUAUCCAAGAUAAGAGGCUUGAUUGAGAAAGAUGAUGAACACUUAUAUUUAAUAAACACCAGCAGGAAAGGGUAACACAAGACAAUGAAUGGUAACACUUCACAAUAACAGUACAUGAAUAAUCAUGUACUAAUACCUGAAUUAAUAGUUACUUCAACAUGAACUCAUGAUUAAUGAAGAUAUGAACUAAUCAUGAACUAAUGAAGUGCUAUCCUUAACUAUGACAGGAGUCAUAAGGAUUCAUGCAUGAAAACAGCAGCCUUAACUACAUGUUAAUACAUGUUUGAUAAUUAAUGCAUUAAUUAACAUUUAGGGUAAACUAAAUCAAACAGUCUCUAUAAGAAGGAAUAAGAAAUAUUUGGACUUUGAAAUAAAUUUAAACAAUUUAUUAUUGUCAUCAUUUAAACAACUGACAUCAGCAGCUUCGUUAUAAACAUUACUGAAAGGCACAGGAUUAGUUUGUCAUUAUUUUCACUGAUCCUCCAUAUCAAACAUAUAAAAUACUAAAUCCACUAAUAAGUUAUCUUAAAAGGUAUUAAUCUGUUUUGUGAUAUUCUUUCCCAUCAAACUAAACCUACUGUGACUUACAUCAGUUCCUGAGGAAUCAGUUCCCAAAAAAACAAACAGGAAACACGCACUAAAGUCAGGGAACGUUUGCUGGGUAUCAAUAGUUCACUCUCCAUCCAGACGCAGGCCAUGAUGAUACUGUACCUCCAUUCUCUGGCUUUUUAAAAGCCACACAACAUCACUUAAUGGGCUCAAUACUAGUUGUACUAGUACAUGUGUAUUUGAUAGUAAGUUAAUGAUAAAUCAUGAGCUGAAUUUGGUAAGUAGUUAACAGUAAAUUAAUUAUGAUGUGCCUACUCAAGUAAAGUCAUGACAAAAUUAUGCAUUAACAAGCCAUUAGUUGAUGCUAGUAUACGGUUAGUUAAUAAUGAGUUAAUUAUGAUGUGCCCCCUCAAGUAAAGUCAUGACACAAUGAUGCACUUACAAAUCAUUAACUAAUAUAUGAAUAAACACUAUCCUGUCAUAAACACCAUCCUUACUCCUUUACACUCCUGGUACAAAAAAAAAAAAAAAGUUUUAUAUUUCUUUUAUUUUUAUUUAAAUAAUAAAAAAAUAUAUAUAAACUUAAAAGCAAGCCAUAAAUAUACCUGUAAAGUCACAUAAGGCACAUUUACAUGUAAAAUAGGGCAUGUCCACAAGCUAAUACUAAUUGAAGCAUUUACAUUUAAAUGACAAAAAUACAAAUACAGUAAAUAACUGUAUAUAACCUCCUGAAAAUCCCAAUAAAACAUACAUGUAAACAUGUCUUUAUUUAUUAAUUCGGUUUAUCAAAGCAGUCAACAUUUAUUAGUUUUUCACAAGUUUGCCUGCCCAUUCAGUGUGAAUGGUUAAUGGUAAAACAAACUUGGCUUGCUGUCCUCGAAGGAGGCUCGGACCCGAGGCUCCGCUCAAGCUCUGAGUUAACCCCCCCUAUAACAGUACUGCAUAGAGGGAGAAUAAGAGAUGGGGAGGAGGAGGGAUGCUGGAAGAAUUGUCGGUGGGAUGACGCAGUGACUGCUGCUUAUAUACGCUCGUAAUGAUGAUUGACAGAAUUGAAUGUUUAGGCUCCUCCCGAACCUACGUUUGGAACUACAUAAAAUGCCAGCAUUACCGUAUGAACACAACAAACACUCCAAGAGAACACCUAGAGUGCACCACUAAUGAGUGUCCAACCAGAAACCCUACAUACUUUAGUUCUGGGAAGAAACUAUGACUGUUUAGCUGUGACUAAAUAUAAAUGAACUAUAAAAAUCAGAAAACAGUUUAGAUCAAAUUAAAUUUAUUAGUGGUAGUUAGUCUAUUUUCCACAUUUGAUUAGACAGAUCUAUGUAAUUAAUGGCUAAAUAUUUCUUAUUCGUUCUUAUAGAAACUGUUUUAUUUAGUUUACC
This is a messenger RNA of Ctenopharyngodon idella (grass carp), 8380 nucleotides long. Its product is annotated as NACHT, LRR and PYD domains-containing protein 12-like. Gene Ontology annotation, molecular function: protein binding. Lineage: Eukaryota; Metazoa; Chordata; Actinopteri; Cypriniformes; Xenocyprididae. The coding region runs from base 2999 to 6358 and encodes 1119 amino acids. The transcript is spliced from 10 exons. The record is from RefSeq and is a predicted model, not a curated record.